CCAAUCGUCAAAAUGCCUCGUCAACGUGGAGGAGCUCCUCCUCGCCGCCCUACGGCCGCACCCGCCAGACCCGCUGCCCCAGCUCCUGCUCCCCAACGCCACUCUUCCACUGCCGCCGCACCCCCAGCUGCAGCUCCUCAAGCGGCUGCUCCUCAGGCUAGCCAGGGCCCCGGAUUGUUCGGUCAGAUGGCCAGCACAGCAGCUGGUGUCGCAGUCGGAUCUUCCAUCGGCCACGCCAUCGGCGGCAUGUUCGGUGGCGGCAGCUCCGCCCCAGCUGCUGAGGCCACCCCUCAAUCCUCCGAAUUCGCGACCCAGCACCAGCAGGUCAACAUGUCGCAGCAAUCCGGUGCCUGCGCGACGGACGUUGGAAACUUCCGCAAGUGCAUGGACGAGAACCAGGGCAGCUUGACCAUCUGCGGAUGGUACCUUGACCAGCUCAAGGCUUGCCAGCAGGCCGCUGGACAGUACUAGAUUGGAGUUUGAAAGGAGAAGGAAUGUAGCGUGAAUUAGGACUGCGUGAUAAAGUGGAGUGAAGGGUCCUGUUGGAAUCUUCACUGCCUUGCAUAUUGCAUAUCUAUUGGUUGUGCCUUUUUCCCCUUUCGUGUAUCUAUACCGAAUCAAUUUAGCAUCUGGCUCGCCACUUUUCAGAAACACAAAGAAAACAAUCAAAAACACUUUAUCAAUAUCAAGCAGAGCUACCGAUUGAGCAGUUGACAACACCCUACAGAAUU
This is a messenger RNA of Periconia digitata, 731 nucleotides long. The record is from the annotation of a GenBank genome assembly. Lineage: Eukaryota; Fungi; Ascomycota; Dothideomycetes; Pleosporales; Periconiaceae.